GGCACCCGCUCCCCCUCCGGCGCGCUCAGCCGCCUGGGGCAAGGGCUUCCCUGCCCUGGCCUCGUCCGCGCCCCUCUGCGCGCCCCCAGCGGGGCACCUCAAGUCUCCUCCAGCUGUGGCUUUCUGGGAUGGAUAAACUGAGGCCUGGAAAGGGGGAAAUUCUAGGCCAAGGUCACUUGUUAAAGGUAGAGCCAGGCUGGAACUACGCGUCCUGACUCCUAGCCAAAGCCUUUUCCAGCAGCUACCAGCCUGGAGACAUGCCCUCCAAGGGGAAGAGGCUCGCUCCCCCUCAGAACUGCCUUCUCAGAACACAUACACACUUUGGUAGGCUUGUCAAAUUCAACUGCAAAGACAGCUGGGGAAGAAAAGGAAGCUGCCUCACCCUGAACAAAGAACACAACCACCAAGCCUGCCAUUUGCACUGGAGAGGUUCAGUUUGCUUCCUGGACAUUUCUGAAAUGACUUGCCUUCCUCCUCAUUUAUUUUAAGCCCUAGGCGCUUUUCAUACCACGAUUUAAUCGUCUUUAGCAGCCUGAAAAAAUACAAAUCUAUUAAAGCCUAAAACCUAUCGGAUAAUCAGUUUUUUCCUUCCUCCUCCCCCAGAUCAAGAAGUGCCUGCACCCUGCGCCUUUCAUCCAGACUAAUCUGGCUGCAGUGACGCUUGUUCAAGGGGCGAUCACUUUGGAUAGCUUAUUACAUACAGCUCCUCUCACAAUACUCCUGGUGCGCAUGUCACAAGUCGAUAGGAUCAAGAACCAAGUCGGUUUUGCUCUCAGGGGCUCUUGGGGCCACCAGUCAAGACUCCUCCUCGCCUAUGAAUGAGCAGACAGGAUGAUGAAUGAGGUGAAGGAAUCCCUUCGAAGUGUGGAGCAGAAGUACCAGCUCUUCCAGCAGCAGCAGUUCACCUUCAUUGCUGCCCUGGAGCACUGCAGGGAGAAUGCCAGCGACAAGAUCCGGCCCAUCUCCAGCAUCGGGCAGGUGGAGGCUCGCGGGCUCACGGGCGGGCGGGGGGCAGCUUUAGAAACCCCUGCCCGAGGUCUGGGCCGCGGCACGGGAGUCCCUGGGGCAGGGCUCAGCCGGCCCCUCUUGCCGCCCUGCAGGUGCCCUCCCGACAUGGCGAACUACCUCAGCUGCCACGAGGCCAGGAACCACUGUGGAGGCGUGGUCAGCCUCAUCCCCAUCGUCCUAGACAUGAUGAAAGAAUGGGUCGCCCACUCGGAGAAGCUGCCCCGCAAAGCGCUGCAGCACGUGAGUGAGCCCCAGGCCACAGGCACCCAGCCUCGGCUAAGAAAAGACAAGUGUGGGUAACCGACACAAGACAGACUCAAACCUAUAGGGGCAAAACAGUGUUCAAAACCGCCCUGGAGACCAGCUGGUGGGAAACUGUAACUCAGCUGGUGACCUGCUUGAUCCCAAUCCCAUCCUGUCCCAUCCCGUCCCGUGGGGUACUUUGCUACUAAGCUUGGUUUCCACUAGUUGAUCCAUUUUCACUGGUGCCCACAGUCUUUGCCACUUACUAACCCCCAAGGGGACCGCCCCACGUAUGACUGAGAACCUCUUUUCCUCUCGUGCUGUAACUUCUAACUUUUCCUCGCCUCUGAGCGUCAGGCUCCGUACUGAUGAAGAGGACCCUCACUUAGUGUUGCCUGUAGAGGGUGUCCCGGGGAGGCCGGGAAAGGGCUAGGGCACUGACUGUCCCUCCCAGGCCCAGCUUUCCCAGCUGAGCCGUGCAGCUGGAGGAGGCCACUCAGCUCCCUUCCCGCCGCAGCGGCAGCCAUAGGCGAGACGCCACUCUCUGCAAGACAGGGCUGCUCCCGCCUCCCGGGAUGCUGAGGGCAGCAUGUUGAACUGCUCAGUGUGAUCAGGUCUCUGGACCAAAGCCCAAAGGGGAACGAACCCACCUUGCCUCUCCUUUACUUGGGAGAGACUGAGAGAAGCCGGAAGAAUUGAUUUUGUGGUUCCCGUCCGAGGACAGUUACCUGGUUUUCACAACAUAAUUGAGGCCCAGACAUUGUAAAAUGCGUCACUGGCUUCCGAGCUUGCCAGAAGUACUGUCUGACUGUUGGUUUUUGCCUCUUCACAGGGGGCGACUUAGCUUCUGUAUUCUUGCUUCCUAGGGGGCGACA
This is a messenger RNA of Delphinapterus leucas (beluga whale), 2126 nucleotides long. Lineage: Eukaryota; Metazoa; Chordata; Mammalia; Artiodactyla; Monodontidae. The record is from RefSeq and is a predicted model, not a curated record.